GGGAGGGACUGCCGGGCUGGAGAGCAGGCGGCUGAGGUUUAAUCAUUGAACCGAUCACACUGUAUAGAUUUGGUUCAGGGGUUGCUGCUCCACGGGAUUCUCAGAAAUCGCUUGGGAAAUGGCACGGCUGCUGAAGGCAUCCUGUCAGAGCCAUCUUACUGAGUGAAGAAGACCAGGAGUUAUUAGUUCUACAACACACUAAUUCAGUCUGCAUCAAAGAACCUGGGAAAAUGUUCGCUGUACACUUGGUAGCCUUCUAUUUUACAAAGCUAAAAGAAGAUCAGAUCAAAAAGGUUGAUCGAUACCUCUACCACAUGCGGCUUUCGGAUGACGUCCUCCUCGAUGUGAUGACCCGUUUCCGGUCAGAGAUGGUGAAAGGUUUGGGAAGAGACACCAAUCCAACAGCUGUAGUAAAAAUGCUCCCCACACUUGUGCGAUCACUUCCUGAUGGCUCAGAAAAGGGCGACUUUCUCGCUUUAGACCUUGGAGGCUCCAAAUUUCGUGUUCUGAGGGUCAAAGUAUCUGAAGAUGGAAAGCAAAAUGUUCAAAUGGAAAGUCAAUUCUACCCAAUACCUAAAGAAAUUAUACAAGGCAGUGGAAAUGAUCUCUUUGGAUAUAUAACUGAUUGCAUCGCAGACUUUAUGGAGACCAAGGACAUAAAACAUAAGAAAUUGCCCAUUGGGUUUACUUUUUCAUUUCCUUGUAAACAAAGUAAAUUAGCAGAGGGUGUGCUAAUUUCUUGGACGAAACAUUUUAAAGCCCGCGGAGUACAGCAAACAGAUGUAGUACAAUCUCUUCGCAAAGCCCUCAGGAAACACCAGGACAUGGAUGUCGAUGUCUUGGCGAUGGUAAAUGACACAGUGGGAACAAUGAUGACCUGUGGAUAUGAUGACCAACGAUGCGAAGUUGGAGUUAUUGUUGGAACAGGGACAAAUGCUUGCUACAUGGAAGAAAUGAGCAAUAUUGACCUCGUGGAAGGAGAUGAAGGAAGGAUGUGCAUUAACACAGAAUGGGGAGCCUUUGGAGAUGAUGGGUCACUGGAGGACAUCAGGACAGAAUUUGACAAGGAGAAUGACCUGGGCUCCAUCAACCCUCGGAAACAAUUGUUUGAGAAAAUGAUUAGUGGAUUGUAUAUAGGAGAACUUGUCAGGCUUAUUCUUGUGAAAAUGGCAAGGGAAGGACUGCUUUUCAAUGGGAAGUUGUCCACUGCUCUCUGCACCAAGGGCAAGAUCGAGACAAAACAUGUAGCUGCCAUGGAACAGUAUAAAGAAGGUCUGAGCAACACUAAAGAGAUUCUCACUGAAUUGGGCCUGACUCCAUCUGAAGAUGACUGCAUUGCCGUUCAGCACGUCUGCACGAUUGUUUCAUUUCGUUCAGCCAACCUCUGUGCUGCAGCUUUGGCAGCAAUACUGACCCGCCUGCGUGAAAACAAAAAAUUGACAAGGCUCCGAACCACUGUUGGAAUGGAUGGCAUGCUGUACAAGACGCACCCUCAGUAUGCCAAACGCCUCCAUAAGGUGGUUAGAAGGCUGGUUCCCAAUUGUGAUGUUCGGUUUCUGCUUUCUGAGAGUGGCAGCGGAAAGGGAGCUGCAAUGGUAACUGCAGUUGCAGCUAGAUUGUUAUCCCAACACAAACAGAUUGAUGCAGCCUUGGCAAAUUUCAAGCUAACCAAAGAAAACCUCAUAAAUGUGAAGAACCUAAUGAGAGCUGAACUGGAACGUGGGUUAAAGAAGGAAACAAACCCCACAUCUACUGUGAAAAUGCUGCCAACAUUUGUUUAUGGAACUCCAGAUGGAACAGAAAAGGGAAAAUAUCUAGCCCUUGAUCUUGGGGGAACAAAUUUCAGAGUUUUGCUUGUAAAAAUUAGAAGCGGAAGGAACAGGUCAGUCCGAAUGUACAACAAAAUCUUUGCCAUACCUUUGGAAAUCAUGCAAGGAACAGGAGAAGAGCUGUUUGAUCACAUUGUCCAAUGUAUUGCAGACUUCCUGGAGUACAUGGGCAUAAAGGGUGCACGGCUCUCUCUUGGCUUUACAUUUUCUUUCCCUUGCAGACAAGCAAAAAUUGACAAGGGAACACUUGUUGGGUGGACCAAAGGUUUCAAGGCAACUGACUGCGAAGGAGAAGAUGUUGUUGACAUGUUGAGGGAAGCUAUUAAACGGAGGAAUGAAUUUGAUUUGGAUAUUGUAGCUGUGGUGAAUGACACUGUUGGGACAAUGAUGACCUGUGGCUACGAAGAUCCGAAUUGUGAAAUUGGUCUCAUUGCAGGAACAGGCAGUAAUGUGUGCUACAUGGAAGAGAUGAAGAAUAUAGAAAUUGUAGAAGGCGAUGAAGGCAGGAUGUGCAUCAAUACUGAAUGGGGAGGAUUUGGUGACAACGGCUGCCUAGAUGAUCUCAGAACAACGUAUGAUGAAGAUGUGGAUGAGGGCUCCCUGAAUCCUGGGAAACAGAGGUAUGAAAAAAUGACCAGUGGCAUGUAUUUGGGAGAAAUAGUAAGACAAAUCUUGAUAGACUUGACUAAGAAAGGACUUCUCUUCAGAGGUCAGAUUUCAGAAUCAUUGAGAAGAAGAGGAAUAUUUGAAACCAAAUUCCUGUCUCAAAUUGAAAGUGACCGGCUUGCUCUGCUUCAAGUGAGACGGAUCCUGCAACAGCUUGGUCUUGACAGCACUUGUGAUGACAGUAUCAUUGUGAAGCAGGUGUGUGGCUCUGUUUCUAGGAGAGCAGCCCAACUCUGUGGAGCAGGACUGGCUGCUAUAGUUGAGAAGAUACGCACCAACAGAAACCUCGAGCACCUCAAAACCACUGUUGGUGUGGAUGGCACCUUAUACAAACUGCAUCCACAUUUUUCUAGGAUCUUGCAAAAAACAGUGAAGGAGCUGGCUCCUCAGUGCGAUGUCUCAUUCAUCCUGUCCGAAGAUGGGAGUGGAAAGGGAGCUGCCUUGAUUACUGCUGUUGCAAAAAGGAUGCAUACAGGCUCUGAAAACUAAGUGGAUCCAACAUACAGGCAUGUGUGUGCAGUAACAAUAUAUUGUGAAAGGUCUCAUAAAACCCAUGCAAGAUAGCUGCUCAGAAGAGGCAGUCAGUUCCAUGGUUUUUGCUAGCUACAUGAACAGAAAGGAGGUUUUGCCAAAACAUGCAAGUUUUUUUUAUUUUCAUUUGACCUGAGUUGCCUUAUAUACUUGAUACAUCUGCACUGUGCCUCAUGUUGUUGAUAACACGAAACAGUCAAGUCAUAUAGUAUUAGCUAUUGUUUUAAAAAUCAGUUAUUUUUAAAAAAGUAUUUAUAUGACAAUCUGUCCCUAAUGUACUACUGUUUAAUACUUUCUCAUACAUUUGAACUAGACAUGUAACUUGGAUGUAGGCAUCAUGUUUCCAUACUACUAGACGUAGGUCUAAUAUUCCUGUACCUCCUUGGUUAGAUCAGUGCUAAGACACACUUUUUAAAAACUGUAAUUGUUUUUUUAAAGAAAAGAACACAUAAUAAUAAAUUAAUGGGGUCUUUUCCCAACAAAACGUU
This is a messenger RNA of Anolis carolinensis (green anole), 3514 nucleotides long. Its product is annotated as hexokinase HKDC1. Gene Ontology annotation, cellular component: mitochondrion; cytosol. Bases 231 to 2984 code for a protein of 917 amino acids. Gene Ontology annotation, biological process: glycolytic process; intracellular glucose homeostasis; carbohydrate phosphorylation. The transcript is spliced from 18 exons. The record is from RefSeq and is a predicted model, not a curated record. Gene Ontology annotation, molecular function: fructokinase activity; ATP binding; glucokinase activity. NCBI's taxonomy places the organism in Eukaryota, Metazoa, Chordata, Lepidosauria, Squamata, Anolidae.